AUGCCAUCCUCGGCAGGGCAAACCUCCCAAACCUUGUACCAGGGGCUCUUGGACAAGACCAAGGAGUGCAAAAUUACAGAAAACAAAUACAUCCCCGAAAAAGAGCUCUUCGAGAUCGUGACGCUGCCUAGAGUCAAGUCCGACCUUCGCUCGACCUGGAGCUGGCUGCGCUUGUCACUCUUUAAACGGGGCUUUGAGACCAAACUCCUUCAGGCCAAGAAAGUGAUUGCUAUUCUCGCCAUCCUUGGUCAGCUCAAUGAGAGAUCUCUCAACGCCCUGAUCGCGAACUCCUUGACAGACGAUGACCUCCCCUUCACCAAGGAUCCCACUUUGCAAACCCGUCACGGAAGGGCCGUCACUUUCCCUGGCUGGGACGAGGCUGUAAUAGAUUCAUUCCAGGAAAAGCAAUGGAUGAUUGUCGCGCCAAUGCUGGACCUCAAAGACGGCUCUCCCAUUCAAGCGAAGCUGCACCAGCGAUGCGCCCUGCAGUUGUUGAUGCCCAACUGCGAAAACAAGGGAAACACACAAUUCAGCCGCGUCUUUUUUGCUGAGAUUCCUUCUCGAAAGGAGGGGGUAGAGCCACGUCGUGUCGCUGUGAAGCAUUUUCCAUUCCUCACCAAAACUUACACCUAUGAACAUGAGAAGGCAAAUCUUGACAAGAUCAAAAAUGUCAACAAUGUUCAUUUGAUAAAGAAUCUAGCUUCUUGUGAUGGGAUUCACUGCCUCAUUUUUCCAUGGGCUGAGCACGGAGACUUGAAGCAAUACUGGGAAGAUGAGUCUGACUCUGACCGAUCACUACCCGUUUUCAUCUGGUCCAUUGAGCAGUUGGCCGGGCUUGCGUCUGCUUUGAGGGACCUUCAUGGAGUCAACUGCCGUCACGGAGAUCUGAAACCAUCCAAUAUCUUCUACUUCAAAGAUGACGGUGGCAUCCUCAAGAUUGCCGACCUGGGCGUAUCCAAGGUACACAGCAUCGCGACGGAUCAACGCAGAGGCGAGACUGUUACGACUGCAUCGACUAGAGCCUAUGAAGGCCCAGAAGCUUACGCGCCGACCAACAUUCCAAGGUCGCGCAAGUACGACUGCUGGUCAAUGGCAUGUGUCAUCCUGGAGUUCGUCGUCUGGCUACUAUACGACCAUCGCGCACUUGAGGGGUUCCACUCAUCACGGGACACACAGUGGAACAGCUUCUACCGCCCCAAGAUUCCCCAUCCCACUUCCGAAGACCAGAGCACAGAGUGGUGGGAGAAUAUGGAAAGACAUCCCAAGGUCGACGAGGUCAUCCAGCUGCUUCGCAAGGAUGAACGAGUCAUGGGCACCGCAUUGGAAGAACUCGUGGAUCUCGUUGAUUCAAAGAUACUUUUGAUCAAUCCAGAGAAUCGACUCGAGGCUGCCAAAAUUGCCAAAGAGCUUCACGACCUUGUUGAACGGUGCAAGAUGGGACAGACACCAUGGGUGAACAACGCUGAUGCUCCAUCGGAAGUUCCAGCAAUUUUCAGGCAAGAAGCGCCAAAGACUCAAAGCGCCACUUAUGAGUAG
Fusarium vanettenii 77-13-4 is the source of this 1536-nucleotide messenger RNA. RefSeq lists its product as uncharacterized. The coding region runs from base 1 to 1536 and encodes 511 amino acids. The record is from RefSeq and is a predicted model, not a curated record. Gene Ontology annotation, biological process: peptidyl-threonine phosphorylation; peptidyl-serine phosphorylation. The transcript has 2 exons. Gene Ontology annotation, molecular function: ATP binding; protein serine/threonine kinase activity. NCBI's taxonomy places the organism in Eukaryota, Fungi, Ascomycota, Sordariomycetes, Hypocreales, Nectriaceae.